Messenger RNA from Maylandia zebra (zebra mbuna), 3335 nucleotides. RefSeq names its product zinc finger MIZ domain-containing protein 2. Lineage: Eukaryota; Metazoa; Chordata; Actinopteri; Cichliformes; Cichlidae. Gene Ontology annotation, biological process: regulation of transcription by RNA polymerase II; protein sumoylation. The record is from RefSeq and is a predicted model, not a curated record. Gene Ontology annotation, cellular component: chromatin. Gene Ontology annotation, molecular function: zinc ion binding; SUMO ligase activity.
CACUGAGCAAUGAGCAAGGUAUACAGAGCAGCCAUUCUCUGCCUGCAAAAACCUAUUGUAAUUGACUCAGCUGGAGUCAUCGUGUGUAUUGACACACACGAGAAUAGCUGUGUUAAUAUAUAAACACAUUAGUUUACCUUUGUGUGUGUGUGUGCAAUGAUAAUUGCAAAAAUGCAUUAUAAAUCGCCCAACUAGCCUCUGCUCGAUAAUACGGCCAUCAAGCAGCUUUGUCUUAAUGACACGACUGCGACACUAGUAGCUAAGCUAACGUUGUUUAGCUAACGUAACUACCUACAAUCAAGCGGCUUCGUUGUCUGGCAGCUGGAGCAGAUACGGGGGCUGCCACUGGAGGAUGGUGGGGGUACUCCGAUGAACCUCCUCAAGUGCAUGAAACCCUCCUUGCCUCCACAAAGCAUUGGCGGCUCCUUCAUAAAUGAGCCAGUCUCCUGGCAACCAGGCACCAAUCAGCACGCAGGAUCUCUCUCUGUAGUAACCACUGUGUGGGGUGUGACCAAUCACACACACAAUCAGGUGUUUGGUGCACCCAUGGGCCCUGGCGAUAGCUCUGGCAGUCACAUGAUGCCCGGUGGUAGCCCUGGUAUGGGUCCUGGGAUGGGCUCCCAGUUCAUAGGUCAACAGUCAUAUGGAGAUCCUGUCUCGAAAGGUUAUGGCCAGCCAGUCAUGUAUGGACGUCCCAGCACUGCUUACAACCCAGCCUCCGCCUACAGUGGAAGUUACUCUGGAAACAGUGGAGGUGCCGGUCUAGGCGUUCGUCCACCCUCAGAUUUCACUCAGGCUGCUGCUGCUGCUGUUGCUGCCGCCGCUGCCACAGCAACUGCCACUGCUACAGCGACUGUUGCAGCAAUACAGGAAAAACAGAACCAGGAGCUGAGCUAUGGCCAGUUGGGCGGAACAUCCUCUUACAGCACCCAAUUCCUAUCUCAUGCGGGCCCCCGUGGCCCUCCAGGGAUGAACCCUGGCGGGAUGAUCUCUUCAAGGUCUGGACUUCCACCUUCCACCGGAGGCUUGUAUCCUUCUCACCCUGCGCAUAUUCAGAGGAUUCCACAUCAAGGAGGCUAUCCAGGCGGACAACAAGGACUCAAACGGCCUUUCCAUUCCGAGGGUUUUUCUGGACCACAGUAUGGCUCUGGUGGGAUGUCGGGGUACACUAACCAGCCUCUGCAAUACCCCUCUGGUUCGCAGCAGAGAUGCGCCACCUCACCCUCUUACCUCUCCAGCCGGAUGCCUCACGUGGGACACUACUCUGCUGGAUCACACAAUCCAGCACAGUUUUCCCCUGGAGCUGGACAGCCCAAUCCUCCUCAGUAUUAUAAGUCAGAGCCUUUCAAUGGUCAGGGCAGCAUGGCAACUGGAGGACCAGGAGGAUACAAUGCCUUCACACAGGCUGCAGUGAACGGGCCAGUUCGGGGUGGGGUGCUUCCUGGGUAUCCCACCUCACCAAUGGGAGGGAAUCCUACCCCUCCAAUGACACCGGGGACCUCCAUACCUCCCUACCUUUCUCCAGGCCAGGAAACCAAACCCCCCUACCUUACAACAGAAACCAAAGCCAACAUCAACACCCAGCAGCCCGUUACAGGUAACCCCAGUGACGACCUGCGUCUGACUUUCCCUGUACGAGAUGGUGUAGUAUUGGAGCCUUUCAGACUGGAGCACAACCUGGCUGUCAGCAACCACGCCUUCCAUCUGCGAGACUCUGUCUACAAAACACUAAUGAUGAGGCCAGAUUUAGAGCUGCAGUUUAAGUGUUACCACCACGAAGACAGACAAAUGAACACUAACUGGCCUGCCUCUGUGCAAGUCAGUGUUAAUGCAACUCCUCUGUCCAUUGAAAGAGGUGACAACAAAACCUCCCACAAGCCCUUGUAUCUAAAGCAAGUGUGUCAGCCAGGGCGCAACACCGUACAGAUCACAGUGACAGCAUGCUGCUGUUCCCACCUGUUUGUUCUACAGUUGGUGCACCGGCCAUCUGUCAGGUCUGUUCUGCAGGGUCUGAUGAAGAAGAGACUGCUGCCGGCCGAGCACUGCAUUACAAAGAUAAAAAGAAACUUCAGCAGUGGCACCAUUCCUGGAACCCCUGGUCUGAAUGGGGAGGAUGGAGUGGAGCAGACGGCUAUUAAAGUUUCUCUCAAAUGCCCCAUCACAUUCAAACGAAUCCAGCUGCCAGCCAGAGGCCAUGACUGCAGGCACAUACAGUGUUUCGAUCUGGAGUCCUAUUUGCAGCUAAACUGUGAAAGAGGGACCUGGCGAUGCCCUGUUUGCAAUAAAACAGCUUUGCUAGAAGGACUGGAGGUUGACCAAUAUAUGCUUGGGAUUCUUGUCUAUAUCCAAAAUUCAGACUAUGAGGAGAUCACUAUUGACCCAGUAUGUGGUUGGAGGCCGGUGCCUGUUAAACCUGACCUUCAUAUAAAAGAGGAGCCUGAUGGACCAGUCCUCAAACGCUGUCGCACAGUCAGUCCAAGUCACAUGGUCUUACCAAAUGUGAUGGAAAUGAUUGCUGCUCUGGGCCCAGCAUCAUCCCCCUACCAAAGUCUGAAUGCAGGAGGCAGGAACACCCCAGAGUACAGUCGGCCAGGGAAUCAGGGAUUCUCCAACCAGCCAGGAUUUACAGAUUUCCCCAACACUCCUGGGACCCCAAUACUAGGAGAGUAUGCACCUUCUGGACCACCACCUCCACUCCCUUAUCAGUCUGAGCAGACGGCUCAUUCUGGACAAAUUGACCACUCUCAUAACAUCCUCCAGCAGCAUGGCUCAGGUGUGCACAGUAACCCGAGUCUGUGUGACACUAGCAGCCCUCUGCCACAGCGGAGCACCAAUACCCAGAAUACCCUCGGACAGAGCGAAGGCACCUUUGGUCUGAGCGGCCCGGGACUGCCUGUAGGAGAGGGGACAGAUCAUACGCUAGAUCUUCUUCCUGAGCUGACCAACCCAGAUGAGCUGCUGUCCUAUCUGGGCCCUCCGGACCUUCCCAACAACAGCAGUGAUGAUCUGCUUUCUCUGUUCGAGAACAACUGAGUCAAACUUCCAUUCCAACCUCUUUCUCUCUUUGCUGUAGCUCGGCUCAGUUUUCACCAACUUCUUUGUGUGUGUUAUGUUGUUUUUUGUGUAUCAGUUGCUCUGAAGUGUCCUGCUGCUGAAAUUCUUUGAGUACAGUGUUAAGGUGUACGUAGGAACACUAUCGAAAUGUGAACACUAUUAUGAGUUUGAAGAAUGCAACAGUACACAGGCAUUGACUCUACAGACCAGCAUUUGAAACUAUAGCACAAAUCACUGGCUGGAGUAUUUUGUAUUUAAUGAUUAAAUUGUUUUUUGUUUGG